Molecule: messenger RNA, 2023 nt
Organism: Halteromyces radiatus
Lineage: Eukaryota; Fungi; Mucoromycota; Mucoromycetes; Mucorales; Cunninghamellaceae
Product: MIF4G-domain-containing protein
Exons: 3
Coding region: 91-1956 (621 amino acids)
Biological process (GO): mRNA splicing, via spliceosome
Cellular component (GO): catalytic step 2 spliceosome
Molecular function (GO): RNA binding; protein binding
Source: RefSeq, a predicted model, not a curated record
CUCUUCUUCUCUCUUUCUAAUUAAUUAUCAACAUUUAAAUCGUUCUAUCAUCGACUUUAGCAACUUAUUUGAAUCAGCAGUAUACCAAACAUGGCUCAAGUUGAAGAUAGUGUAAAAAGACGAAAAUUGGAUUCCUCCCAAGCAAUGGAGAGUUUAAAACUUACUCGAGGUGGUGGCGCUUACAUUCCUCCUCAUCGUUUACGUCAACUACAACAAAAUAUGACGGAUAAAUCAAGUGAAGAUUAUCAACGUAUGACCUGGGAAGCUUUGAAAAAGUCCAUCAAUGGUUUGAUCAACAAAGUCAAUGUUGGUAAUCUCAAGAUGAUCGUUCCUGAACUAUUUGGUGAAAAUCUGGUACGUGGACGUGGUCUAUUCUGUAAAAGCAUCAUGAAAGCUCAAAGUGCCAGUAUACCUUUCACUCCUAUCUAUGCAAGUAUGGUGGCUGUGAUCAAUACAAAACUUCCUUCUAUUGGUGGUCUUUUGGUGACUCGAUUGGUAAUUCAAUUUCGUCGUGCAUUCCGUCGAAAUGACAAGACUGUUUGUUUAGCUGUUUGUCGAUUCAUCGCUCAUCUUACCAAUCAAUUGGUAGUUCAAGAAAUUCUGGCCAUGCAAAUGCUCUUCUUAAUGUUGGAACGACCUACAGAUGACUCGGUUGAAAUUGCAGUGGGUUUUAUGCGUGAAGUGGGUGCUCAUUUGGCUGCAGUAAAUCCCAAAGUAGAUAAUGGUAUUUUUGAACGGUUUCGAUCUAUUCUUCAUGAAGGCGACAUUGACAAACGUGUACAAUAUAUGAUUGAAGUACUAUUCCAAGUUCGCAAAGAUAAAUACAAGGAUAAUCAACCUAUUAUGACAGAACUCGACUUGGUAGAAGAAGAAGAUCAGAUCACCCAUCAAAUCGCAUUGGACGACGAAGAUCUGGAUGUAGAAGACGAACUCAACAUAUUCAAAUAUGAUCCUGACUAUGAAGAAAACGAAGAAAAGUACACAGCCAUCAAGAGAGAAAUCCUAGGGGAUGGAUCGGAUGCCGAAUCUGAAAGUGGUGAAAGUGAUGAAGGUAGUGAAGAAGAAAGUGAAAGUGAAGAAGAAGAUCAAGGUAUGGAUAUUCGGGACGAAACUGGUGCUGAUGUGGUGGAUCUUCGACGAAAAAUCUAUUUGACCGUGAUGUCCAGUGUUGACUUUGAAGAAUGUUGUCACAAGCUGAUGAAAUUAACAAUUCCUGAAGGACAAGAGAUCGAACUUUGUAAUAUGAUUAUCGAAUGUUGUUCUCAAGAAAGAACUUAUCUUAAAUUCUAUGGUCUUAUGGCGGAACGAUUUUGCAAAAUGAGUCGUGUAUGGGCGGACAACUUUAUCAAAGCUUUUGAAGAAACUUUUGAAACGGUGCAUCGAUAUGAAACCAAUCGUUUACGAAAUAUUGCCAAACUCUUUGGUCAUGUCUUUUUCACUGAUUCUCUACCAUGGACAUGUUUCUCUGUGAUCCGACUCACGGAAGAUGACACAACAUCAGCAUCCCGUAUUUUUAUCAAGAUCUUAUUCCAAGAAAUCAGUGAAUUCAUGGGUCUCAAAAAACUGAAAGCACGCCUGGAAGAUCCUGAUUUUGUUGACAGUUUCACUGGUAUGUUCCCAAGAGAUAAUCCUAAGAAUACUCGAUUUGCCAUCAACUAUUGGACAAGUAUUGGUCUUGGUGCUUUGACAGAAGAUUUACGAGAUUGGUUACGAACGGCUCCUCAACAAAUCAUGAAGGGACAAAGGGAUGACAGUAGCAGUGACAGCGACACCGAUAGCAGCAGUGGUAGUGAAAGCAGUAGUGGUAGCAGCAGCGGUAGCGAUACUGAUAGUGCCAGCGAUAGUGCCAGCGAUAGUGAUAGUGAUAGCCGUAGUGAUAGUCGUAGUGAAAGUGAUAGUGAUAGUGAUCGUAGUAGAAACUAUCGAAGACGUUCUUCCAGACGUAGUCGACGUUAAUUAUUUUUAUUGAACCAUUUUGUUUUUGUGAUUUGUAAAUAAAAAAUAUUCUUUUUUUUUUGUUUUG